Messenger RNA from Seminavis robusta, 1411 nucleotides. The record is from the annotation of a GenBank genome assembly. NCBI's taxonomy places the organism in Eukaryota, Bacillariophyta, Bacillariophyceae, Naviculales, Naviculaceae.
UGUUCCUGUCGCCACCCUCGACUUGGAGGCAGGCAACUACGUCAUCGUCCGAAAGCACACAAUAUAUAAGGGGGUUUAGAGUAGGGAAAUUAUCUCACAAUUCAAUUCGUCUCGUUUUCUCCUACUAAUAAUAGACUUGACCAUGGCCGCCAAGAAGGACACUCCCGAGUUUUAUCAGUUGGACUAUGCGAAUCUUCCCGACGAGUUGUUCCAGUCGGCCGUUCCUGCCGAGAAAUGGUUGGAUCGAUGUGUGACGACGACGGAAAAGUCCGGUUUUCCGCUCAACUCGUUGAACAAGGUCCAACCCGUGGAUUGGGUGGUGGAAGUGGAACGUAUUAUUGGGAUCUCGCUGUACAUGAUUUUGAAUGUGCUUCCCUUUUUGAUCCUCCCCAUGGCCAUUCUCUAUUUUGGUGUGGCGACGCCGUGGGCUCAGUACUUGGUUUUGUUCGUGUUGGGCUAUGUCGCCGUCUUGUCGUUUUUGGAGACCAUGGUGAUGCAACCCAUUUUUCAACGGCGCUAUCAACAAGCGGGAUACUUAUUGUCGGAUGAGAGCGAUUUUCGCAACAAUCAAUACGUCUUUACGGAACGCAACACGUGCAAAUACCUCAGUGCCUCUUACGUGUGGCCCCACUCGAUUCAUCCCCCGGCAUUGGCCAAGACUCCCGUUCUCUUUUGCAUUGUCCCCCAUGGCGUGGGACCCUUUGGUAUUACAGCCUAUCCCAUUUGGAGCAAAUUGUGGAAUGCAAAGCUCUGUCAUUGGACCACGGCACCGGUGGUACUCAAUAUUCCCAUUGUGGGGUAUUUGCUCCGCAAAAUUGGAUACAUUCCCGCCAAGGCACCGCAAAUACUCAAGACUCUGACCGAACAAGAAGACAAUGUCGGAGUUAUUCUCGAUGGUAUUGCGGGCAUGUUUCAGGACUCGUCCCACAAAAAGGAAUUGGCUUACUUGAAAAAGCGCAAGGGAAUUGUCAAGAUUGCACUCAAAGCAGGAGUCCCCAUUAUUCCGGUUUACGCCUUUGGACACACGGCAGCCUACAGUGUCUUGGUGGAUCCCUUUGGUAUUCUCGAACACUUGUCCAAUUCACUCAACACCAGUUUGACACCCUUUUUUGGUCGUUGGGGAUGGCUCUUGGGGCCUCCUCGGCGAGUGCCUGUCACGGUGUGUUUGGGGAAUCCCGUACAUUGCCCCAAGACGGAAAGUCCCACGCAAGAACAAAUCAAUGAGUAUCAUGCCAAACUGCUGGAGGGAUAUCAACAAGUCUUUGAUCAACACAAGACGGCGUAUGGGUGGAAGGACAAGACGCUGGAAUUUGUAUAGAACUAAAAAUAGUAUUAAUUUUUGGACAACAACCUCUAACUAACCGAACGUGUCUGCGAUGCAAGAGCUACAGGACUAUACAACGAAUCAAGU